AUGACGACGGAACAGAUGAGUAAGUAUCAGAAUAGAAGAGAAGAGCAGCGCAACGACGACGAGACGGACAGGGACGAGGAAGAUGCUGUCCCCAAGCUACUGGGCGACCUGGGGCCGGAUCUAACAGACGAAACGAGUCUCUUGAAGCCUUGCGAGGGGGCCAAUCUAACCUAUGAGUUGAAGUUCCAGUUGGAUAGGUGCAGAGGUUUGGCAAAGUCAUGCGUGCUCUUGGAACCGAUUGCGGUGCCACGGCUGCCCCCACCGCCACCCUUGCCUGCGCCGCGGGCCUCUGGGGGGAGCGCCGCUGACACACAAGCAGCCAUGAGGUGUCAGAGGCACACCUACAGCCUGGGGCCGCAUCCGAGUGUGCCGCAUCCGGGGCGCAUCUCCUACUCCCCGCCUCGGGUUGCGCAGGCGACAGGUGCUCCGAUCUUCACCCCAUGGGUCGGACAGGCUCCAGGUCUCCUCGGCAGCUAUCUCCCAGAGCAAGUUGCCCUCCAGCAGCCACGCAGGCAGAUGGCGUAUUCACCACCGCCUCGCCAAUGGCCGCAUCCUUCGGCAGCCUCACCACGGCUUCCGUCCCCAGUGCCGCCACAGAGAUGGACCUAUGUCAGUCCCCGACGAUCAGCUCCAGGCACGACGAGCUCGGAUUCAGUCUGCCGGGGCAGAGGGCGGCAUUCAAGCUUCGAGCCCCGAAUGCCCAGCGUCCGUACGUGUGCGCCAGCAGGGCCUCGCGGACUGCCCUAUGCACCGCUGAAUGCACCGUUGAACGCACCGUUGAAUGCACCGCCGAAUGCGCCGCCGACUGCGCCGCCAAGCGGUCCAGGCUCGAUGCUUUGUCCGACUCCAGGAUCUGCGUGGAGUGGGUCGAUGCUUUGCCCCGCCCCACCCCCGGCCCUAGGUCACAUCCUUGGCGUCCGCAGUGGGUCUGCGGCAUAUCCGCCUGGUCCUCAUGUGAAGUCUGUCGAGCAAAUGGUGGAGCAGCGAGGCCGCUCCCCGGUACCUUCGCCUCGGAUAGUGCUGGCGCACCAGGCACCACGAGCACCACAUCCGUGUAGCCAAAGCCCUCCCCGGCAAAUUACCUACACGGUGAGGUCGCCGUCUCCUGUGCCAUGCUACACACAGGCGAACAUCACUCCGAGAGGCACGUCACCGCCAUUGGCUCAGAGCUCUAGCUAUGCCCUACCAGUGACCAGGGGCAGCGCGCCAGCGGUGGUUGGCAGGGGUCGUGCCCCUGGGCGAACGCCGUCUCCCUGCUAUCCUGCGCGAAUGGCUAAGGUGGCGACAUCCCCGUGCAACAUUUCGGCCAGUGGUGAGGGCGUCCUAUUCACGCCAAGAUAUGCAGCCGCCAUACCACCUGCAGGCGCGCGGGUGCCAGAUGUCGGCGGCACCACCCGCGGUCGCUCGCCGUGCGCUGUGCCUGCGAUGCCAAACAACACGCAGUAUUGUGUGCGGCCGGCAGCCAGCUGCGCUGUUCGCUCCCCAUCACCCCAUGGAGCGGUCACUGCGCCCGUGCGGGCUGGCUCACCAGUCAUUGUCCGCUAUCAGCUGCAGCCGCAGGCAGUGGUGAUGGGCGGCCAGUUUCUGCAUCAGGCGCAUUCAGUUCAGGCCCCCAUGGUGCCUGGGGCCUGCUCUCUGACCAAGACGUCAGCCAACGUGAGAGCAGGGGUAGUGCCGAACUCGUAG
This is a messenger RNA of Symbiodinium natans, 1686 nucleotides long. Lineage: Eukaryota; Dinophyceae; Suessiales; Symbiodiniaceae. The record is from the annotation of a GenBank genome assembly.